AUGGAGGGCCAGCAGAAGCGCCAGUGGGGCAUCACCAGCGCCAUAUCCGAGGCGCAGCCCACGGAAGCAGACAACAAGCUCAACGACGAGCUGGUUGAAGCGUUGAAGCGCCAGAACGUCUUUGAGAGCACCGAGGGCAGCAACAACAGGCUUACGGUCCUCAACCACCUGCAGAAGGUCGUCGAGGAGUUCGUCCGCCGCGUGAGCAAGAAGAAGGGCCUGGCGCAGGCGACGGUGGAUGCUUCGGGCGGGAAGAUCUUCUGCUUUGGCAGCUAUGCCCUCGGCGUCUACGGUCCCACCUCGGAUAUCGACACACUGCUCGUCGCGCCCAAGCAUGUCUUUCUCGACGACUUCUUCGACCAUUUCCCGUCCACGUUCAAGGAGAUGUCGCGCGCCGAGGACAUCACCGAGUUCAACCCUGUUCGCGACGCCUUCGUGCCUAUUAUCAAGAUGGAGUACCGCGGAGUGAGCAUCGACUUGAUCUUUGCGUCGCUGCCAACCAUGACGCACAUAUCGAAGGAUCUGGAGACCAUCGACAAGACCAUGCUGCGCAACCUCGACGACACUGCCAUGCGCAGUGUCAACGGCACUCGAGUCACCAAAGAGCUCCUGCAGUCGGUGCCACAGGUCAAGAGCUUCCGUCACGCGCUGCGGGCAAUCAAGCUCUGGUCGAACCAACGCGCCAUCUACGGAGCAGUAUUUGGCUACCCGGGUGGAAUUGCAUGGGCCAUCAUGGUCGCCCGCAUCUGCCAGCUCUAUCCGUUCGCAUGCGGCGCCACUAUCCUCUCCAAGUUCUUCAGUUUGAUGUACAAGUACCAAUGGCCAAAGCCUAUUCUGCUGAAGCAUAUCGAAGAAGGAACACUUGGCCUCCGCGUUUGGAAUCCUACGAUAUAUUCUGGAGACCGACAGCAUCUGAUGCCCAUCAUCACGCCUGCGUUUCCGUCCAUGUGCGCCACGCACACCAUCGGCUUGUCAACUAGAGCCAUCAUGAUGCAAGAGUUCGAGCGCGCGGACAAGAUUGUUUAUGAGAUACAUUCAGGGAAGAAAUCUUGGGACGCCUUGUUUGAACGACACUCUUUCUUCACAAAAGAUCACAAAUACUACUUAAGUGUAGUUGCAGCAAGUCGCAGCAAGGAGGCAAAUUCCACUUUCUCUGGAUUGGUACAAUCUAAGGUUCGCCUCCUCGUCAAGGGCAUCGACGAAGGACAGGCUGGCGUCGAGGUCGCGCGCCCGUACACGAAGAGUUUUGAGCGUAUCCAUCGAUGCGCGAACGAAGAUCAGGUCGACAGGGUCAUACAAGGCAACCUUGACUACAUGGUCAAAGACGCAUCAACUCCCCUCGAGGACAACUCUACUGAUCACAUCAUCUAUACAUCGACCUUCUACAUUGGGCUUACAUUGCCACCAGAAGGUGCAAAAUCGCUCGACAUCUCCUACCCAGUGUCCGACUUCAAACGCACAGUCAUGACGUCGGACAUGUACAACGAAGAUACGAUGUCUGUUAAGGUGGUCCACACUCGCAACACUCAACUUCCCGACGACGUGUUCGUACCAGGCGAGACCAGACCAAAGAAGCCAACCAAGGAAAAGAAGAAGAAAGACACUAGUAAGGGCGUGAAGCGCCCAUUGGCCGAGACGGGACUCGACGUGCGUGAAUCACGGCUCGCUAAAACUCCAAGACGUUCUCCGGCGUCUCAGGAGUAA
Dothidotthia symphoricarpi CBS 119687 is the source of this 1704-nucleotide messenger RNA. RefSeq names its product Poly(A) polymerase. The coding region runs from base 1 to 1704 and encodes 567 amino acids. Gene Ontology annotation, molecular function: RNA binding; poly(A) RNA polymerase activity. Gene Ontology annotation, cellular component: nucleus. NCBI's taxonomy places the organism in Eukaryota, Fungi, Ascomycota, Dothideomycetes, Pleosporales, Dothidotthiaceae. The transcript has 7 exons. The record is from RefSeq and is a predicted model, not a curated record.